Penicillium brevicompactum is the source of this 3885-nucleotide messenger RNA. Its product is annotated as GAS2 domain protein. Bases 1 to 3885 code for a protein of 1294 amino acids. The record is from RefSeq and is a predicted model, not a curated record. Gene Ontology annotation, molecular function: microtubule binding. The transcript is spliced from 3 exons. NCBI's taxonomy places the organism in Eukaryota, Fungi, Ascomycota, Eurotiomycetes, Eurotiales, Aspergillaceae.
AUGUCUGCUCGAAUAAAUCCUCAUCGUCCGUCCAUUCGCCUCUCCCCCGUCCACUCUCGCCAAAACUCCGCUGCCUCCGACAGACCCGGGGCGGUCUACCAGCAGCUCGACCCUCUCCUCAGCAACCUCUCCCCCGAAUCCACCCUCCAAGCCCUCACAUCCACCGACGCAGUCUCAGACGAGAAAGCCGCCCAUGAUAUCCUCUCACAAAGCAUCUCCCAGGUCUCGCCCGCGGAACGCGCGCUUGGGAUCCGCGCGGCGGUAGCUGCCCAAAACCUAGACCUCUGGCACAAAGAGGUUCAGUCAUGGGCCUGGCCUAACGCAAACGACGCGAAGGUCGGAAAGGGCUUCAUCCCUCCUCCUGGGUCUAGCUCUGGUAGCAGUCCCUCUCGUUCCGGAUCAUUGUUCCCUCCUGGGUCGGACGGCACCUACUAUGGUAGCUUGACAUCAAGCGUCGUGGAGUGGAGCGAGAAGCGGAUAGAGGAGAUCCGCGAUGGAAUGGAAGAUCUUCGCGUGGAAGAAUUGAAGGAACACGUUUUGAACGCCCACAUUCCAUCCAGGUCCCGCCCUUCCUCCGCUACAAGCUCCGUGUCCGUGCCUCCUCCGCUGAGUUAUGUGCAAUUGAGUGACUUCACCGCGGUCAUCACGGCGACAAUCCUACGCGCCCUUCCUCAUCUAUCGCGUCUGAACGCGUUGCUUUUGACCUGGGAUGUUCGGCUGCUGGUUCUGCGCCAGAUCCCUGGCUUGCUUCGGGAGCUGUCUAUUACGCGCUCUGCGAUCGACGCUGCCCUUGACGCACUCCGCAACACACAACCAGACUUGCAGCGAUACUCCGAUGAGUCUCUCGCCGCCGACCAUGUCAAAUUGGAGUCAGCUGUGGUUGUGGUGGGAAGGCGCAUGGAUCGCGUUUUAGACGCGUUGGAAGGUCGCCCGGACUCAUUACCUGAGCAAUGGAUUGAUGAUCUCGAGUCAAUUGAGUCUGAUUUCGCUGCUUGGGUGGUCGAGGCUGAAAAGUAUAAGGUCCACAAUGAGUGGUUGCGGUCUAAGCUCGAGUCUCAGGCUGAAACGCCCGUCGACCAUUCAGUCCAACCACAGACCUCAUUGGAGAACCCUCUUGACGAUCAGACCCUGGCGCCCGCGCCCGCCCCCCCAGAAGUCAAAAUACCUGAAACAGAUCUCAGCGUUCAAGAAACAGUCCAAGCUCCGGAUCAUUCAUCUACUGAACCGGAGCAAGUGAACCUGGCCCACAAUGAACCAUUAGUCUCUCGGGAUGCGGAUGCACAUCCGCACCUUACAGUCUCCAUAUCAUCACCAGAACUCCCUGCUACAGCAAAAAGGGAUGACCUCAUCCCUGUGCUUGUGGCAGAGGACUCAGAAACGCCAACUCAGUCUGAUUUCCCACCGGACGUUUCUUCCAUGAAUGGGAAACCUUCCAACCUUGCCUCUUGCACGGUUCAAUCUGAUUUGGACAACAAAGAGAAUAUCCCCCCACUGGGCUUUGAGCAGCUUGAUGGAUCUAAUUCUCCAAUCACAAACACCCCUACGAGACCACAACCAUUAUCCGAGAACUCGGGUGCAAGUGUGAAUUCGUCCGUGGACCACUCAGUUCUCAAUGAAGAAGUGACUCUGUCUUACAGCACUGUUGCAAAUGAUGUGCCAGCUUCUCAGGCGACGGGUGAAAGUCAGCUGCCUCAACAAAUCCCAUCGAAUGUUAUACCAGAGGCACAAACCCCAUCUCAAGUGGCUCCCCGAUCUCAGCCGGUUGAAAUCACCCCAGAGCCCACUAGCCAUGGCGAAGACCCAAAGAUGACGAAAGACUCUGGUGUUGACAUUGGAGCUGAAACCCCUGCACCGGCCAAUAUUUCUCCACUCACUACACCAAAGACAUCCGAUAGUCGCCUCCCAAAAAUCAGGCCAGCAUUCCGCGGAUCCCAAAUCCCACUGGCUUCCCCCAAGUCCGGAUCAACCCACACCCCUAUCAAGUCCGUGUCUCGAGCUGAGGAGAAAUUUGAAAACGUGCCAAAAACUCUUCGCAAGCCGCUUCAGAGCCCUAUCAAACUUGCCGAGACUCGUUGUGUCAAAGCCGGUCUUGAAAAGGGCAGCUCAACGCCUCGCAAAAUCUCCCAUCGUCGUCGCACAUCCACCGGGUCAGUCGGCUCACUGCUCUCGGAUCACUCGUCUCUCAUCUCCAGCCCGGAUGUACCGGAGCCACGCACUGCGUCUUCAAAUGAGACUCAAGCAGACAACUCAUCCCGCUCCAAGCCCAUACGCCCUCCACCGCAUGGCAUUCAACCUUUGAGAGAAGACCGACUGCGCCGUUUCGAGGAUCGAAAGCCUGAUUCUAUGGUAAUAUUUCCACAGACUCGUGCGGUCAGCCUACCUCUGGAGCGAUUUAUCAAUGAAAGACUGGAGUUAGGUCUGUCUGGGGAGUCGGGACCUGCUGUGAAGCAUUCUAACAGCCGGCCUAUCACAUCUUCCGACUUCCCCAAGCCUCCAAGAUCCCAGGCUUCAUCUCCCGCCCAGAGUGUCUCUAGGCCUAUCUCGUCAGUGCCACGUCCUUCGGGUCGUCGACACACACUUUCCCGAGGAAAAUCCUCGUCUGGAUUGAAUGUUCAGAAUGAGACGGCAAGAAAUGCCGAGCAGCACAGGAAUGCCUUCGCCCAGAACACUGCACGACGGGCCUUGGAGCAUCAAGCGGAACCGAAGUCCAUGCGGUUGCGCAAGCAACUCACUGCUCACCCAAGCCUUGAAAGCCUGGGCAUGAAGCGACAAGAGUUGUCUUAUGUGGAUGAGCAUUCUUCGGAGUUGACGAAUUUCGAGUCUCGAGCCUCUUCCCCUGCCCGGCAUCACAGGCAGCCGAGAGAUCAUCUUGACGAGAAGAUCAGCUCUAUCCUCAACUCCUUGCCUGGUCACAUUCACCUAGUCGACUCCCACCACGAAGCGGAUACAUCCUCAUCUUCGUCAUCCAUGGACCGAAGGGUGCGGCACAGAUCGGAAUCUCCUUGCGGCCCACCGACUCGCAGCACCACACCCGCGCCUUCCUUGACGCUGAUGCCAGCCGGCCGCAGAAGGCUAUCACAUGCCUACAAGGCAGAGGACAGCUGUGUCAAGCUCUACCACCUUCACAACGGUGGUCAGUCCGCCCCCACGAAGCUUUUUGUCCGCACCGUCGGAGAAGAAGGACAACGCGUGAUGGUUCGUGUCGGCGGUGGAUGGGCUGACCUGGGUGAAUACCUCCGUGAAUACGUCAUCCACCAUGGCCGUCGCAAGGUAUCCGAAACACCUCGCGUCGAAGUCCAAGGCAUCAAAACUCGUCUUUCCCCCUCAUAUACCUCCCCGGGCGCCCUUCUCACCCCGGCAACCUCAUAUCUCACCUCGGGUCGCGCCACACCUUCUCGCCCUCCAUCCUCCCUCAGUGCCCGCCCACCCUCCUCCCUCACCGUUCACAAAAAGCGUCGCGGCUCAACUGCCUCAGACAUCAUGGGCACACGCGCUGUUACAACCGGUCACAUCAACUCCUUUACCUCACCACCACCACCUGUCCCCCCCUCUCCCCACUUCUACCGGCCGACGUCUCUCCAUGUCUUCCAGCUACUCCGUUGGGGACUCCCACUCUCCCAACACCGCCAACGAGCUCGCUUCGAGUCUAUGAGUCCCGAGGGCGAAGCCUGGGUCGAGGAUGUCCUCAACAAAACUCGCCGCUCAAGCUCCCAUCACCCACCACACUUCACCCUGGGUUCUCCCCCCUUCAUCGACAUCGAUGACCGAUCUGAUGUCGACCGAAGCACCCACUCCCUUCCUAAGGUCCGCAGUAUCGGUGACAUCGGCUCCAUCGGUACUAGUCGACGGGUCGUGCUGAGAGGUCUUGGGAACCGUCGUUCCUAA